Messenger RNA from Sporothrix brasiliensis 5110, 2220 nucleotides. RefSeq lists its product as uncharacterized. The transcript has a single exon. The record is from RefSeq and is a predicted model, not a curated record. NCBI's taxonomy places the organism in Eukaryota, Fungi, Ascomycota, Sordariomycetes, Ophiostomatales, Ophiostomataceae. The coding region runs from base 1 to 2220 and encodes 739 amino acids.
AUGGAUUCGCGGACGGAGCCGCACUCGCCAGAGCACUCUGACGAUGAAAACCGUCCAGCCACACCUCUGUCCCUCGAUGCCCGGACUGCGCGACCGGCCCGACACUUGGCGAAUAGCGACCAUAAUGCCGUCCAGACCUCCGUGGAUCUGGUCUCUGUCAUGACCGCCGCAUCCAGUCCUGUCUCGCCAGGUUCCUCGAGCCCCGCACUGCCACAAGCCCGCACGCAAGACUUUGUGCCACCAACGCGACCGAGCAGUACACCUUUCCCUCAACCUGAGCAGAGAACCGACGAUCUUUGCUGCCUCGGUUGCCCGGAUGGCAUGGACCACGACGAAGACUUUGUUGACGACCACGAUGUGCCCCUGGACGUGGAAAUGGGCAUGAGGUUGGAUACUGGUGUGGACAUGCACAUGCAGCAUGGGGUUGACUUGGCUGGGAAAGCACCCGCGCAGCAGGACAUGUCAGUCAGCCCCCGGUCUGUUGCCAUGGAUCUAUUGGACCUGAACUCGCUUGAUAGAGAAGGCGAGCCGGAGAUUGAUUACUUCAAGCUUGCGUCGUCCACCAUCGCCAAAGAACCUCAGGGCCUGUCAAUAGAUAUGGACAUGUCUGGCCUCCCUGCGACACCGACAUUCUCGCCUAUCACUUCCGUGGCCACGUCUCCCAGCACACUACAUUCUCACUUCGGCUCUGAUCUUGAUCACCUAUCGCACAACGAUAUCAGCAAAGACAAAGAGCAGAAGACAGAGUCGGCAACGUCUUCGUCCUCUAAACAGACGCUUUAUCUCCAGGACUUGCCUAUUGAGAUCCAAGAACUGAUCCUUGACCGCGUCUUUGACUGCCGUGUGUCACCCAUGACGAAGAGCUGGCCCGACAAGCGGUUGACCAGGAUGGCCACCUUCACCCGCGUGUGGCGUAUGCUCAUCCAAAAGCGCCUGUACUGUCGCAUCAAGAUCAAGGCCACUGGCUUUAAUUUGAUCAGUACAAUGGCCCACUUUGGGUGCUUCCCGCAUCUGCGAUCCUAUGUUCGGCACGUGGAACUGUGGUUCCCUGUCUUCCAGCCUAGAGUAGCACCGCCCGCGCUGUCUGCGGCAUCGAUGGUACCGACUCUCUUCUUGGACGGCCUCUCCAAUGCGACGUACACGUUACCGGCGAAUAACUGCUCGCUCGAAGAGGCCUUUAUGGUCCUCGGCGCCGCCUUCCCCAAUCUAUCUGUCCUCACCCUGGAAGGUGGUGAGCGCAAAAAGGCGCCCCAGGUCCAGCACUUUGCACACGAUCUGUACAACGCACCGGCGCCACCGGACCCCAACAGUCUUGCCGAGUCCUCAGGCGACCUUUUAGCCGAUGCGUUGCUGACACCCAGUGUGCCGCAGCGUCCGCUUCCUCAGCUUACCACGGUACGAACUCUGGUGUGCAAAGGCCAAUGGAAUCUCAUCCGCUCCCAACAAGAUUUCCAGAACAUCGCGGCUGCUCUGCCAAACCUUUCCGACUGGCAGGCCGUAUACAGCAAACCCAAAUCCAAGAGCUAUCUGACCAUGGCCACCAUUCUGCCCCAUAUACCCGAUACCACGAACCUGACGUCCCUGAAUUUAUGCAUCGAGGGCGACUACCGCCAGGAGAUUUCGUUCCCGCCCUAUUUCUUAAAGGUGAUGGACAAGGUGCACUUUUGUUCCAGUCUGGCCGCGGCCACACCGGCCCUGAAGCACCUGUCGUACACGGGCCGCGUCUGCCGCACGUUUUUCGAUGUCGCCGCGCGGAUCGCGGAUCCCCGCACCACCCGCCUCAAGUCGGUCGAGCUCACCGUCAAGAACUGCUGCCGGCAGGUGAGCCACUGGCACGAAUCCGGCUCAGGGGUCACGGAUCUCAACUUCAUCCGUGCGUUCGAGGCUCUGGUCCUAUCGGCUGUGCGGUCGCUCGACCGCCUCACCAAGCUGGAGCACCUGCGGAUCCGCUACGUCGACCUCGAGUUCCCCGUGCCGCCGUUGAACCCCUUCUUCUUGCUGCACAACGGGUACGCAUCGGGCGUCUGGAGCGAGACCAUUGUGUCGGAGCUCAGUCGCGUGCGGCCCGAUGUUCAGUGGGAGGAGCUGUCGGAGAGCAUUGGCGAGCGCACGCUGAGCAAAGACGGGCGCCUCAUUAUCAACGCCGAGUUCCCCAAGAAGCGUGUUGUGUCCCUAAAGUUAAGCAACUAUGCUUUCCUGGUGGCCCUGGCGACGAUAUAG